AGGGAAGAGGGAGCGAGGAAAAGACGCCCAGCCGCGCCUGUCACACGCGUUACAGAAGCGCGCGUCGUUGCUCCACGCGGGCGGACUAACGUACGUGGAGGGAGCAACUUUCUCCGGACUCCGCAUGCCGGAGGGUCGCGUGUUUCCAGUGUGGCGGGGGAUCGGGCUCGGCGCCGGCGUCCGAGGCGGAUGGAGCCAGGGCUGGGGACGCUGCCUGCAAUGGGAGCCUGACGUUCCAGGACGGGAGGCCUGGCUGCCGGUGUUGGACUACCCUAUCUGGGUGGUCCUCUGCCAGGGGGGCCGCGCCAGGCUCCGGGAGGUUUGUCAGCGAGGGAGGGGCGCCAUCAGGCUGCCCGCGGACAUGCUCCGCAUCAAGCUGCCCCCGCUCUUCGACAUCCACCAGAUCCCCAAGGUGUUCAGGGAGGACAGCAUCAUCUCGGGCUACCGGCACCCAAAGAGCUCGGCGCUGGACUGCCUCCUCAGCAGCUUCCAGAUGAACAACGAGACCAUCAACAUCUGGACCCACUUCCUGCCAACAUGGUACUUCCUGUGGCGCUUCUGUGUCCUCUGCUCCACGAUGAACUUCCUGACCGACAGCUACACCUGGCCCCUUCUGGUGUACAUGCUGCUCAUCUGCGUCUACCCCUUCACCUCCAGCUGCGCGCACACCUUCAGCACCAUGUCCCCCGAGUCCCGCCACAUCUGCUACUUCUUUGACUACGGAGCGCUCAGCCUCUACAGCCUGGGUUGUGCCAUGAGCUACGGGUACUACGCCAUGCCAGACUGCCUGGUGAACAGCUGGCUCCACCAGCACUUUGUCCCCAUCGCCAUCGGAAACACGCUGUUCUGUACCAGCCUGUCCUGCUACUCCAGGUUCCUGGAGCUGCAGUUCCCCCAGAGGAGUAAAGCUCUGAGGACGGGAGCCUUCGUCCUUCCCUUCAUAUUCGACACGGCCCCUCUGUUCUACCGGAUCGUCCUCUGCUCCGGCGGGGGCUGCGGCUCGAGCGACGCCCUGUCCAGCCACUGUUACCACCUCCUGUUCGCCGUCCUCACCUGUUUCCUGUUCACCGCCCACCUCCCGGAGAGGCUGGCCCCGGGACGCUUCGACUACAUCGGCCACAGCCACCAGCUGUUCCACGUGAGCGCCGUGGUGGGCACCCACUUCCAGAUGGAGGGCGUGAUGGCGGACAUGACGGCGCGGCGGGCCUGGCUGGUGGCCCACGGAGGGACGCCCUCCUUCCUGGGGACCAUCGGCAUGCUGGUCGCCAGCCUGGUGCUGAACCUGGCCAUCAUCGGCAUCUUCAGCACGCCGCUGCUGUGGAAGCUGCCGCCGCCGCCGCCGCCACGGCGAACGCCAAAGUGCAAAGAGCAGUGAGGGCGGGUUUCCCCACCCGAGUCAUUUUCCAAAGGAAAGGUGUGUGUGUGUGUGUGUGUGUGUGUGUGUGUUUGAGACGACUAUUAACGCCACUAGUUCUAUUAUCCGCAGAUAAAGAUUUUUGCUGCUUCCUGUUCAGUGCUAAAGCGUCCGCUCACGUGUCCGCUCAGCAGCCGAGGACCCAGUGGCGUCUACCGAAGCCCUUUUCUGAAGUCGCGUCGAGCUCGUAUGUCGGCCGUGUGCAAAAUGUCGGUUUAAUUUAUUUUUGCAGCUCCUCAAUGGGCAUUUGAAAUUCCUCUGGGUUGAAGGACGCGUGCUGUUGCAACACGAGUGCGUUGUUUCAUCCAGGAUGUUUACAGUGAUUCACAACUCGCUCCGAUCAUAAACUGAACAUCCAACGUCGCAGUUUGCAGGGAUUAUAUUUGGAAGUAAGUGUUUUUGUUAUUUUUUUAUGUCUGUUUUGCGUGUUCUAGGCCUUUUACUCCUUUUUAAAAGGAUUUAUAGAAAAUCUUCUCUGUAACUGGACUACUUGGUUUGGUGUGUUUCUGUUACCAUAAAGACUCGAGUCUCAUUCAACUCAUUCAUAUCCAGUUCGUCCUCAUAUCGAUUCCACUCAGCAGGGACUGGAAUUGAUUCGCAGGUCAUGUGGUUAUUUUCUCCUGAUUGGCCGCCUUGUUAUAAACCUCGCAAUCGGCCCUCAGCAGAAGGGAAGACAAAUAUAUUGCAGCGCAUCGUUAAUUAAAAGAAAGGUACAGUUUUUCUUUUUUUUCUUCUUUU
Messenger RNA from Gasterosteus aculeatus aculeatus (three-spined stickleback), 2152 nucleotides. RefSeq names its product progestin and adipoQ receptor family member VI (gene paqr6). Gene Ontology annotation, molecular function: signaling receptor activity. NCBI's taxonomy places the organism in Eukaryota, Metazoa, Chordata, Actinopteri, Perciformes, Gasterosteidae. Gene Ontology annotation, cellular component: membrane. The record is from RefSeq and is a predicted model, not a curated record.